AUGUCCCCGGCAUCAAGCGCGAAAACAUGGCUUCUUCAGUUAUUUGGCGUCUUCACAGCCGCCAAUCAUAACCCGGCCGAAGCUCCAGCGGCUCUUACAGCUGAGCCUGCCCAGCUCCAAUUUCGUACGGAUACCGACAGUUCGGAUACUCUGACCCUCCCAGGUGGAAGAAAUCUCGGGUAUGCACAAUAUGGCUCGUUGAACGGACGGCCUAUAUUUUUUGUGCAUGGCUUUCCAGGCUCUCGCCUAGAGGGUGCCGGCUUUCACGAGCUAGGCUUGGAGUUCGGCGCCCGUAUUAUUGCGGUGGACAGGCCUGGUAUAGGGCGGAGCUCACCACACCCCAAUCGAACACUACUCGAUUAUCCGAAGGACUUGGAACAUCUUGCAGACCAUCUUGGACUUGAUCGGUAUAGUGUUUUGGUACGAGCAUCCUAUGGUUCCUAA
Molecule: messenger RNA, 444 nt
Organism: Penicillium waksmanii
Lineage: Eukaryota; Fungi; Ascomycota; Eurotiomycetes; Eurotiales; Aspergillaceae
Product: alpha/beta fold hydrolase
Exons: 1
Coding region: 1-444 (147 amino acids)
Source: RefSeq, a predicted model, not a curated record